Messenger RNA from Durio zibethinus, 1975 nucleotides. RefSeq names its product general transcription factor group E6 (gene GTE6). The record is from RefSeq and is a predicted model, not a curated record. Lineage: Eukaryota; Viridiplantae; Streptophyta; Magnoliopsida; Malvales; Malvaceae. Gene Ontology annotation, molecular function: protein binding.
UGGAGCAGUGAAACGUGACGGCCGACUCUUUAGAAACUCCUCAUCAGUUUUCCUUUUCUUAUUUUUUGAAGCGGUUUUUCAUUCUCUCACUUGAACAACCCCACUGUCUCUCUCUCUCUCGUCUCUUCUCUUCUCUGAUCAGAUGGAACCAGUAACGGCAUCAGUUCCUGAUUUUGGAAAUGCUGAAAUGGGAGUUUCCAAAGAUAAUAGUGUGGAAGUGGAGCAGUUUAGAAGUCGUGUUGAUGAAAUCUUUCAUAAGGUUGAUGAGCUUGAGCAAAAAGUGAAUGAAGUGGAACAAUUCUACUUGAAUGCAAGUAAAAAGCAACAGAGCAGUUCUAAAGGUAGCACAAUCGGGAAGGAACGAGAUAAGGAAAAACAUGUUCCAAGCAUUAAAAAGCAGCAGCAAGAUGCUUCACGACGGGAAGCAGCUGCUGCAAAGCGAAUGCAAGAGCUUAUGCGCCAGUUUGGCACAAUAUUGCGUCAGAUCACACAGCAUAAGUGGGCAUGGCCAUUUAUGCAACCUGUAGAUGUCAAAGGUCUUGGUUUACAUGACUACUAUGAGGUAAUUGAAAAGCCAAUGGACUUCAGUACAAUAAAAAACCAAAUGGAGGCUAAGGAUGGUACUGGGUAUAAGAAUGUUAGAGAAAUAUGUGCUGAUGUUAGAUUGGUUUUCAAUAAUGCAAUGAAAUACAAUGACGAAGGAAGCGAUGUUUAUUUAAUGGCCAAAACUUUGCUGGAAAAAUUUGAGGAGAAGUGGCAGAGUCUUCUUCCUAAAGUUACUGAAGAGGAGAAAAAACGAGAAGAGGAGGAGGCAGAAGCGCAGUUAGAUAUGCAGCUUGUGCGAGAGGCUGCUCAUGCCAAAAUGCUGCGGGAGUUGUCUAAUGAGCUUUAUGAGGUUGAUACACAUCUGGCACAGCUCCGAGAAACAGUUGUUCAAAAGUGCAGGAAAAUGACAACUGAAGAAAAAAGAAAUCUUGGGACAGCCAUAGCCAGAUUGUCUACAGAGGAUCUUAACAAGGCAUUGGAGAUUAUUGCUCAAAAUAAUCCGGGGUUUCAAGCAAUGGCCGAGGAGGUGGAGAUUGACAUUGAUGCUCAGAGUGAAUCUACCCUAUGGAGGUUGAAAUUUUUUGUCAAGGAUGCAUUGGAAGGUCAGCACAAGAGUGCAGCAAGCACGGGUGGCAACAAUAAUAACAAUCACAACAACAAACGGAAGAAGGAGAUUUCUGAUGCUAUUGCCAAAACUGCCAAGAAAAAGAGUAAAAAGCCUUCCUCUUGACAACAUCAUAUGAUGGAUAAGUGUAGCAUAAGAUUUUAGGGUUAAUAUUACGAAUGGCCCUUGAACAAUAAUGAAAUAUUCAAUGUGAUACUUGAAUUUUAAAAAUUUUUAAAGUGAUAUCUGAACUAUGAAUGAUGACACUUGACGAAUAAUCAGCCUUUCAAGUAUCACAUUGAUUAACAGAUUCAUAGAUCAGGUACCGUAUUAAAGAUUUUUGAAGUUUGAGUGACACAUUGAAUAUUUUACUAUAAUUCAAAAGUCAUUCAUAACAUUAACCUAAGAUGUUACCAUUGGUUGCAUUCCAUUUAUAUUUUAUAAUAAUAACCCAAGGAAGCAUAUGUCUAUAAGUUGGGCAGUGAAACUAUCUUGGUUUUGACUCGAUAAAGGACAUAACCAGGAACUCGAUUAACUGCUUCCGACAAAGAUAAUCAAACCACAGAUGUUUUUGUUGUUUUAUUGUCCUGUAAAUUUCCUAUGGAUGUGCUCUGCUAAUAUCUGUAUUACAUAUCAUAGUAUAUAAUGGACAAUUGAUUUUUGAUUUUAUUGUCUCUUCUCAUCUAUCCUGCUGUGAGCCAAGUUUUUUGCAUAUGGACAAUGUGAAGUACUAUUGUUCUUUACCAGUUCUCAUCCCAUUUGCUGAAGGGACUUUGAAUUAUUUGUUGUGCUGCAAUGUCCAAUGGUUUUUGGGCAAAUUUUGUU